CAAAUAAAAGACUUUCUCGGGAUUUUUGGUCAUCCGUUUGAUAUUUUGAAAAUAGGUGGAUUGAAAUUUCAAAUUGAAUAGAAAUAGAAUAAUUCAAAAAAGUAAACAAUUGAAUUGGAUUCCUUUGGAUGGUACCAACAAAAUGGAUUGCUAACUCCUAUUUCUUAUUUAAUUAAUCGAUCAACUUGCUAUCGGACAUUUUUUUUUUUUUUUUUUUUUGGAUUCGAUAAUUUUCAUUUUCGCAAAAAAUUUCGACAUACUUUACUAUAUAUUAUGAGAACCAAUUCUACUACUUCUGGUCCUGGGGUUCCCACACUUGAAAAAAAAAACCUGGGGCGUAUCGCUCAAAUUAUUGGUCCGGUACUGGACGUAGCUUUUCCUCCAGGCAAGAUGCCAAAUAUUUACAACGCUCUAAUAGUUACGGGUCAAGAUACUACUGGUCAACCAAUUAAUGUGACUUGUGAGGUACAACAAUUAUUAGGAAAUAAUCGAGUUAGGGCUGUAGCUAUGAGUGCUACAGAUGGUCUAAUGCGAGGAAUGGAAGUUAUUGAUACAGGAGCUCCUUUAAGUGUUCCAGUCGGCGGCGCGACUCUCGGACGAAUUUUUAACGUGCUUGGGGAGCCUGUUGAUAAUUUAGGUCCCGUAGAUACUCGCACAACAUCUCCUAUUCAUAGAUCUGCGCCUGCCUUUACACAGUUAGAUACAAAAUUAUCUAUUUUUGAAACAGGAAUUAAAGUGGUAGAUCUUUUAGCCCCUUAUCGCCGUGGAGGAAAAAUCGGACUAUUUGGGGGGGGAGUGGGUAAAACAGUGCUCAUUAUGGAAUUGAUCAACAAUAUUGCAAAAGCUCAUGGGGGCGUAUCCGUAUUUGGCGGAGUAGGUGAACGUACUCGUGAAGGAAAUGAUCUUUACAUGGAAAUGAAAGAAUCCGGAGUUAUCAAUGAACAAAAUAUUGCAGAGUCAAAAGUAGCUUUAGUCUACGGUCAAAUGAAUGAACCGCCAGGGGCGCGUAUGAGAGUUGGGUUGACUGCCCUAACUAUGGCGGAAUAUUUCCGAGAUGUUAAUGAACAAGACGUACUUCUAUUUAUCGACAAUAUCUUCCGUUUCGUCCAAGCCGGAUCUGAAGUAUCUGCCUUAUUGGGUCGAAUGCCUUCCGCUGUAGGUUAUCAACCUACUCUUAGUACCGAAAUGGGCUCGUUACAGGAAAGAAUUACUUCUACAAAAGAAGGAUCCAUAACUUCGAUUCAAGCCGUCUAGCCUGCAGACGAUUUGACCGAUCCCGCUCCUGCCACGACAUUUGCACAUUUAGAUGCGACUACCGUACUAUCAAGAGGAUUGGCCGCCAAAGGGAUCUAUCCAGCGGUGGAUCCGUUAGACUCAACGUCAACUAUGCUUCAACCUAGGAUCGUUGGUGAGGAACAUUAUGAAAUUGCGCAAAGAGUUAAGCAAACCUUACAACGUUACAAAGAACUUCAGGACAUUAUAGCUAUCCUUGGGUUGGACGAAUUAUCCGAAGAAGAUCGUUUAACUGUAGCAAGAGCACGAAAAAUUGAGCGUUUCUUAUCACAACCUUUUUUCGUAGCAGAAGUAUUUACAGGCUCUCCAGGAAAAUAUGUUGGUCUAGCAGAAACAAUUAGAGGGUUUCAAUUGAUCUUUUCCGGAGAAUUAGAUGGUCUUCCUGAACAGGCCUUUUAUUUGGUAGGUAACAUCGAUGAAGUUACCGCGAAAGCUAUGAACUUAGAAAUGGAAAAAGUAAAAGAAAUCAUUUUAUCUACUAAUAGUGGCCAAAUUGGCGUAUUACCAAAUCAUGCCCCGAUUGCCACAGCGGUAGAUAUAGGGAUUUUAAGAAUACGCCUUAACGACCAAUGGUUAACAAUGGCUCUGAUGGGCGGUUUUGCUAGAAUAGGCAAUAAUGAGAUCACUAUUUUAGUAAAUGAGGCUGAGAAGGGUAGUGACAUUGAUCCACAAGAAGCUCAGCAAACUCUUGAAAUAGCAGAAGCUAACUUGAAGAAAGCGGAAGGAAAGAGACAAGUAAUUGAAGCAAAUCUAGCUCUUAGACGAGCUAGGACACGGGUAGAGGCUAGCAAUACGAUUUCGUCGUAACUAAUCGGUGCGUUCGAAUAAUCAAAAGAAGUUCUGUUUAUACACCCUUUAUCUAUAUCUUCUAUAUAUAUAUAGAAGAUAUCAUACAUAUCUUAUUUUGAUUUUAUUGAUUCAAUCAAAUUCAAAUAAGAUAAUCAAUUUAAUAGUCUUAAUAAUCCGAGGGUGAGUAGAAAAACUUAUUAGAUACCAAAGUCGAGGGUAUCUAAUAAGUUUUACCUACUAUU
Molecule: messenger RNA, 2324 nt
Organism: Beta vulgaris subsp. vulgaris (sugar beet)
Lineage: Eukaryota; Viridiplantae; Streptophyta; Magnoliopsida; Caryophyllales; Amaranthaceae
Product: ATP synthase subunit beta, chloroplastic
Biological process (GO): proton transmembrane transport; proton motive force-driven mitochondrial ATP synthesis
Cellular component (GO): chloroplast thylakoid membrane
Molecular function (GO): ATP binding; proton-transporting ATP synthase activity, rotational mechanism; ATP hydrolysis activity
Source: RefSeq, a predicted model, not a curated record